This is a messenger RNA of Culex pipiens pallens (northern house mosquito), 1724 nucleotides long. RefSeq names its product chymotrypsin-like protease CTRL-1. Lineage: Eukaryota; Metazoa; Arthropoda; Insecta; Diptera; Culicidae. The record is from RefSeq and is a predicted model, not a curated record. Gene Ontology annotation, biological process: proteolysis. Bases 404 to 1309 code for a protein of 301 amino acids. Gene Ontology annotation, molecular function: serine-type endopeptidase activity. The transcript has 2 exons.
UUAUCUUCAUGUUCCGUGUCAAACACCAUGAAUUUUGAUAUCCAUAUUGCUCAAACUUGUAUAGCAGUCUCUCCAGAUUGUGACCAUUUCUGUCCGAAUGCCACUUCCGGUCAAAUGCAUGAAACUACACAAAAAUCUGAAUCCUCGAAAAAGUUUCAAGAUAUUUGUGGAUGGCGCCAUAAAAUUAAGAGAUUAGUUUUUUACAUAGCCUGGAAUGUUACCCGGACCUAGAUCCCCAUGCCACCAUAAAUCAUCGCUGCUUCCGCAAGGCAGUGAUUUCAUAAGAUCGAUUACAAUUGAUAAAUUUAGUGAUGGAGCACUGUAAAACAUAGAUACGGCGCUAAGUGUACUGCUUUUACUGAACCCCGUUCAAGUUUUAGUAUUCUUGCAACCUUUCCACUGAAUGGUUUGUUCUAAUUUCAAAAUCAUGUUACCAACUGCAUUUUUAGUUGGUUUGCUACUAAUAAGCACUUUUGCAACCGAAAAGAGUGCCCGCAUUUUCGGCGGUGCCCAGGUUCAACCCGGUGAACUUCCGUUCAACGCACUCAUCGAGCUCACCAAGCAGGACAACUCGGUCCGAACCUCGUGCGGUUCCGUGCUGUCCAUGCAGUGGAUCCUGACCAGUUCCAGUUCCGUCCAGCAGGAUUCGACCCGUCCCGGGGCGUUUACGGUGCACGCCGGAAAGUACGACCUGUUACAGCGGGAAGGCAGCGAACAGUCCCGGUCUGUGCAGCGGGUGCUUUGCCACCCGGAGUUUGACGGUUCGGUUGAGGGUCAUAACGAUAUCGCGCUGCUCUUGCUGGCACAGUCGUUGAGCUUUAACGACUACGUUCAACCUGUUGCGCUGGAGACUAACGGGUUGGUCUACCCGACUGGAGUGGCCACGGUCUCUGGGUAUGGUUCGAUCCGGGCCGAUGGGAGUAAGGCUAGUUAUUUGACGAGAUGGUCAGUUACUAUUAUGGCGCCGGAGGUUUGCAUCGCUACUCUUGCCUCUUCCAACUUGUCCUUGUUCUGCACGGAUCCGGCCACCUGUGAAGGAGAUUGGGGAGCACCCCUGGUGCAGCGUCGUGGCGACCAGUGGGUCCAAAUUGGCCUGAUGUCUUCCGGAACGCAGUGUGUCUUCUUUGGUCCACCGACGUAUUACACCCACGUGGCCAGGUUCUUCAGCUGGAUCAACGAAACGAUUUCGAUUCCCGUUGCGGAUGAACCUGACGGAGCGGUGCGACCAGUGAGCGGGGUGCUACUGAUUGGGGCCCUCUUCACGGCGACGCUUUACUAUCUUACUCACAAACAAUACAUCACGCAGUAGGCUUUGACAUGUGUAAACAAUGCGUCACUUUGAUCAAAUGUGUAAUCGGUCUUUCACUAUCUAUCACUGCCAAACCGUUUCCAAACCAUCAAUCUAAUUUGCAUCUUUCCCACUGACCUGUCUUUGAGUGCUCGUGCCCCUCCGAAUUCCUGAAGUCCUAUUCAAAUUUUAUAAUAAUUUGCAUACAAGCGAUGUGUGCGCUUCUCGCUUGGCCGGGGGCACCCGAAAAAAAUCCCACCAAUCCGAACUAGCUCUCGCUUGCUCACUCACUCACCCACUCACGGUGCGCGCUCAUCGCGAACCUCUCGUCGACUCACACACCCAUCUCGUCAUGCUGCUAUCUCACUCUGGCUGCCGGGAUCAAGCACGAGGUGUGAAGCAACACACACCAUGCGCUUGCCUGGGGAUGACUGCU